Molecule: messenger RNA, 3993 nt
Organism: Glycine soja
Lineage: Eukaryota; Viridiplantae; Streptophyta; Magnoliopsida; Fabales; Fabaceae
Exons: 5
Coding region: 95-3835 (1246 amino acids)
Biological process (GO): mitotic sister chromatid segregation
Cellular component (GO): condensin complex; nucleus
Source: RefSeq, a predicted model, not a curated record
UUUCCCUCUACCGAAGCUGUGGUAUAUGCUAUCUUCUCUCUGAAUUUGAAAAUGGAAAUUUAGAGGUGAGUAAUGUUACAGUGCAGAAAGCGCGAUGGAGAAGAGGCUUCGUUCAUCUCUGCAAUCCUCAGCGCAAGAGUUCAUAUCCUUAGCCACAAAGCAAAACCUCAAAUCUUCAAAAUCCUCUCUGAAAACCCUAGUCCAUUCCAUCAGGCUCUCCUCCCCUCUCUGCUCUUCCCUCCCUCCCACUCUCUCCGAUUCCAUCUCCGCCUCACUCCAAUCCUUCCAAAACCUUCUAGAACCCAACUCCGCCGCGAACCUCGGCUCCCCUCGCACCCCUCCCUCCAAGCGCCCCCGCCGCUCUUCCCGCCGCUCCGAACCCCAACCCGAACCCGCCGACGAGAAACAUAAUAUCCUCGCACGCCUUGAAAUUCUCGGCCAUAUCGCGCUGCUGUGCGUUUCGCACCCGAGAAAACCGUUCUCCCUCUACGAUCUGCUUCCCGGCGUUCAGGCGCUGCACGAUAAUUUAAUCGUUUUUGAGUCGGAACCGUCGCUCUCGUCGGCCAUUGAGGGUUUGUGUGAAGAAUGGUGGAAGGAGAACUUGGCCGGAAGGGAAUCGUUGAUUUCGCAGAGCCUCCCUUUUCUUCUGUCGAGGUCGCUGACAUUGAAGAAGAAGGUGGACGUGCACAGGGUCUGCGUGCUUCGCGAGGCGUUCGCUCUGUUCGAUUUCGACGACGAGAGCAUCGAGGAUUUGAAGCUGUUGUUGGUUCGGUGCGUGAUUUCGCCCUUGUAUUUGAAGACGGAGGAUGGGAGGCGGUUUCUGGCAUUUGUGUUUGGGCUGAGCGAUCAGCUUGGGAAGGAAUUUCUGGCGAUGAUUCGAUCGCAAAUUCCGUUCGGGAGGAAGUCGAUGCUGGAGGCUUAUGGGGAUAUUCUGUUUCGGGCGUGGCGAGCUGCGCAAGGGGAUUCGAGGACUGAGAUUGAGAAUGGGUUCUUGCAGGAAAUGAUUGAGGCUGCCAUACACGCUGGUUCCGGAGCUUUUGCUUCGUAUAUUAGGAGGGUUUUGGAAGCUUUUAUUAACCAGAGGACCACCGAUGGGGUUGAGAAAAUGCUUUAUCGACUCGCCGAGCCUGUCAUAUUUAGGUCUCUACAGGUUGCAAACUCAAAUGUUCGUCAAAAUGCUUUGCAUCUACUUCUGGACAUGUUCCCCCUUGAAGAUCCCGAUGCCACAAAAGAGGAGAAAGAUACAUUGCUUGAUAAGCAGUUCUUUUUAUUAGAAAGGCUACUUACAGAUGAUUGUCCGGAAGUGAGAACAAUUGCUGUUGAGGGUUCUUGUCGCGUCCUUCAUCUGUUUUGGGAAGUUAUUCCUUCACCAAUCAUAACAAAGAUGAUAACAAAAAUAGUUGAUGAUAUAUCACAUGAUGGAUGCAAUGAGGUUAGGCUUUCUAUGUUGAAUGGCAUCAUUUAUUUACUUGGCAACCCCCACUCUCACGAAAUUCUUAAGGUGCUGUUGCCAAGACUUCGGCACCUAAUGCUGGACAAGGUCCUAGCAAUACGAGUUGCUGCAGUGGAUCUCUUACUCCAUCUAAAGGAUGUUCGAGAUUUUCAGUUCAACAAGGUGGUGGAGCUAGAUGUGCUAUUGUCUGCGCUUGCAAGUGAUCAACCUCCCGUAGCUCAGAAGAUAACAAAAUUACUUCUACCUUCGUACUUUCCCUCAAAAGUACCUAUUGAGGAGGCAUGUAAUCGCUGUGUUACACUUGUAAAAAGGGCUCCAAUGGCUGGCGCAAGAUUUUGCCAGUUUGCUAUCUUGGAAGGAGCAUCUAAAUCUCAUCUUAUGGAACUGGUCAAAGUAUUUCUGAGUUUGAUUUUGUCACCAGAUAAGCUAGAUGCAAAUCAGAUUGAGGGUUUCCUUGUUGCUACUAGCUAUGUUUGUGAUAGCUUGGCUUGUGAGCCAUGCUAUAUAAAUGCUCUCAAAGAGUUACUCGAUGGAGAGAAAAUGAAAGGUUUACUAACUCUGGCAUCUAAAGGCCAAGCCCAAUCUUCUUUAUUCAACAUUGUUUCCAAUGUCCGUCCAGAUGAUGUUGCUGGAAUUCUUGAAGAAUGCAUGGGUGUUGUCACAAACUGCAGUGGUUUACCCGAGGAUGUUGAUCGACAAACUGAAAUCAGGUCUGCACACAAGUUGUUGCUUUCACUGGGUGGUUUUGAUGACUUGAUUGAAGCCUUAACGGCCUUCUUGCAUAAGGCUGCCUAUCGUUGCCACAUUAAAUUUGGUGUAGACAUGCCAUCUCAUAGUGUUUCAUUUGCUAAAAGAAAGAAAUCUAAGUCCUCUGGAAAAUUUUCAAUUAAAUCAAAGAUAAUUAACAGAAAACAAUCGUUUGAGGAUGAUUAUUUAGUAGCUGUUGGGGUGACAUGGCAAGUUAGAGAUUUGCUUCUGCAAGAAGAUACCAGAAAAGCUAUUUUGGAAUCUCCGAGUUUAGAGAUGUUGUUUGUUUCUCUUAAGGUGAUUUCUGAGGUCAGCAUUGUGCAUUGCGGGCACCACGAAUACAUAGACAUAUGUCCUGUUUUGGCAUAUGUUGCCUUUGCUCUCCAAAUGACUGUUGAUAAUGUUGGCAGAAGUAGCAUACACAACAGUGAUACAAAGAGGAAGAAAACUAAGAUUGAUUCUUCUACAUUAUUGUCAGAGAAUAUCUUGGAGCUGACAAUAGAGCAUGUGCUCAACUGUUUAGAAAAACUAUUUGGAGCUGGUGGCAUCAUGAAAAAUCAUGAUGGGGAUUCAUGUAAUUUGCAGCCUACCAAUAGAACAAAUCAAAAUCAAAAUUCCAGACAAAGGCCGAGACUAUCUCCUACAGAUGCAUGUCGCCCUAGUAACCGUGGAUCUACAUACAGUGAAGCCUUACAAGUAUAUUGUGUGGUAAAGAUGCUUUCUGCUGUUCUCAAGUUCCUGGCUGAUGCAACUGCUAUGUGUUUUGCUCCUCACAACCACGGAUUAUUUUUAAAUUACACAUCAAAAUGUGCGCAACAUAUCAUAUCGUCGUUGGACCAGCUACAUCAUAACCAAAUUCAAUUUAAGGAAGAGGAUAAAAGAAAUAUUAUUUUUUGCCUGAAAGGCUCUUUCACCUAUGCAGCAAAAAUACUCAAUGUGAUACUCACCGAGUCUAGUGGAUCCUCAAUAACUCUACCAAAAACUUUUGCUGUUGCCAAUAACUUGCUUGAUUUAAUAAUUUCAAUUGAAUCAUGUAUGGGCUCAGGGUAUGCAAUGCGUCUUGUUGCAGCAGCAAAGACUUGGCUUCCUGAUGUGCUUCUGGCAUUGGGAUCUACUAGUAUCCUAAAACAUACUGACUGUGGUGAGGAACAUUCAACUGCACCUGAACAAAUGAAGUUGCAUUUUCCAAAAUGGCCAUUGAUUUUAGCCAAGACUGAGCUCUUCAAAGCAAAUGAAGCCGAAGACAAUGAAUCCUCUCGACCAGAAAAAUUCUCAGCGUUCAGCAAGCUUCUGGAAAUGCUGAUUAUAUUACUGAAAAAAAAUCCCAGUAUAAUGGAUGCAGUCGGUGUAAUUUUCAUGGUUUCUUCACUUAUUGGGCUAGAACAGAAGGACUUUGGGCUGGCAUUAGGACUCUUGCGGUUUGUAGGUCUUAAGUUGUUUAAACCUGAUGACCGGGAUUGGGGUGACAUGAUGCUCUCUUGUCUGCAAGAAAUCUUUCCCAAGAUAGAGAGGGGAAUUGCAGAAGAAAAUGACAAAGAUGAGCUGGAGAAAUUAACCUAUGCAAAGGAGUUGAUUGAACCUCUUUGGAUGUAUCAUCUGUAUGAAACUGGAAGGGUUUCCUUGGCUGAUGACUAGAAAAUGUUAUUUCUUGUUUGCUUUUUUGCUCCUUUUGUAAAAGAUGAUUUAUGAAGCCUUUAGAUGCUUGAUGUACAUAUUAUUACAAUUGGCAAAUCAAUAUAGUUUGCCAGCACAUUGCUAUUUUUCUUGAAUUGUACUGAAAAUUUAUAUCCGUA